AUGCUGCGUCCACUCGUUGCCCUAAUCUCACUUACCUCACUACUCGGACUCACCUCUGCGGCCUCGAUCGAUAUCACCAAACGACAAACUCCCAGUGGUGCUUGCAAUAACUCCCCAGACCUGUGCUCUAGAGCAUAUAAUGAAGUCGUCCAUCUGGGAGCCCACGACUCACCCUUUCGUCGAGAUGCCUCAACAGGCUUCUCUACCUCGGGCAAUCAAUUCUACAACUCGACUGUCCAACUCAACGCUGGUGUUCGCCUUCUUUCAGCCCAAGUCCAUCAGUCUAACGGAGACUGGCAUCUAUGUCACUCGUCGUGCGAUCUUCUCGACGCAGGGACUCUUUCCGACUGGCUAGAAGAAGUCAAAGCAUGGAUGGAUAAGAAUCCUAAUGACGUUGUCACUAUCCUCCUGGUCAACUCAGACGAUGCCACCGUCACCGAUCUUGAUCAACAGUUUGUGAAAUCGGGAAUCAACAGCCUCGCUUACACGCCUGCUUCAACUACGGUUCCUCCCGUCACGUGGCCUACAUUGCAAGAAUUGAUCACUGCGGGUACACGAUUGAUGGUCUUUGUGGGUUCUCUCGAUCCCAACACCAUCUCUCAAAGCCAGUCUUAUAUCAUGGACGAGUUCACCUUCAUCUUCGAGAACCCAUUCGAAAAUGUUGCCCUCAGCGAUUUCACCUGUACCCCUGAACGUCCGAGCGUUGUCAAGGGCAAUUCGGGAGCUGCUAUUUCCUCCAAUCGCAUGGCAUUCACCAACCAUUUCCUGUACGUGGAAGGUCUGUUCAAUAUUCAAACGCCCGCGAUCGACAACAUAACCAUCACCAACUCCCCUGGCCAAUCUCUUGGUAACUUGGGCUUCGCAUUGAACGCAUGCAAGACCGAAUAUGGACGAGUAUCCACAUUCGCUUUGGUCGAUUUCUUUGACGAAGGCCCGGCCAUCAACGCUGUCGAUGCCAUGAACGGCAUUACUCCCGUCGGAAGAAUCGCUUUACCUCCUAGAGAUAAAAAAGGCAGCUCCUCCGAUUCUGAUGCCGACUCCUUCCAGGGCGUCAUAGAUCUCAACAACGAUGUCAAGGAGGGUGCUCAACCUAAACUCGGUGCUUGGAUCUGGGCCGCCGGAAAAUGGACUUUUGGUGGCAUCAACCUCAGCGGUGGUGAUCUUUUGACUUAA
Molecule: messenger RNA, 1173 nt
Organism: Exophiala bonariae
Lineage: Eukaryota; Fungi; Ascomycota; Eurotiomycetes; Chaetothyriales; Herpotrichiellaceae
Exons: 1
Coding region: 1-1173 (390 amino acids)
Biological process (GO): lipid metabolic process
Molecular function (GO): phosphoric diester hydrolase activity
Source: RefSeq, a predicted model, not a curated record